Messenger RNA from Tuber melanosporum (Perigord truffle), 961 nucleotides. RefSeq lists its product as uncharacterized. NCBI's taxonomy places the organism in Eukaryota, Fungi, Ascomycota, Pezizomycetes, Pezizales, Tuberaceae. Gene Ontology annotation, biological process: thiamine metabolic process; thiamine diphosphate biosynthetic process. The record is from RefSeq and is a predicted model, not a curated record. The transcript has 4 exons. Bases 48 to 917 code for a protein of 289 amino acids. Gene Ontology annotation, molecular function: thiamine diphosphokinase activity; thiamine binding; ATP binding.
CACACAGACAGUGGAUUGUCCUACUGUUUCAAUAAACGAAGCAAACAAUGGGCGCCGAGCAAUCCACAGAAGCAACGAUCUGGAUGCCAGGGGACUUUUUCGACUCAUCUGGGGAUGAGGGUGAGGAUAAUCAAUCUUUCGCACUAAUAAUCCUAAAUCAGGAAAUCACGAACUUGAAGCUUUUUGAGACACUUUACAAAAACAGUAAACUGGUUAUCUGUGCCGACGGUGGUGCAAACCGUCUCUACGACGCCUACACCACCGAAGAAGACCGCUUCUCGCACGCCCCAGCAUGCAUAGCCGGCGACCUUGACUCCCUAAGGCCCGAUGUGCAAUCAUACUACUCCACCCUCGGCGUCGAAAUCCUCAAAGUGGUCGACCAGGACUUGACAGACUUUGAAAAAUGCCUCUCCUGGAUCUCCGAGCAGUCGAAGGGCUUCCCGCCAAUCCUGACUCCACCUGGUGACUACAGGACUGUAGAAGAGGAGAUGGAAAGUGGUAACGAGGUUAAGAUCUCUGGGAUGCAGCCUGAAAUCACGGUGCUCGCCUUGGGAGGGUUCGGCGGGAGGGUUGAUCAUUCUUUCCAUUCUAUUAACAUACUCUACAGAACCGCGUAUACACAUAGUAUCUACCUGAUCUCCUCGGAGAAUAUCACAUUUCUACUGCCUGUGGGGGAUAACACUAUAUUCACCCCACAUAGCGUCUUCGGGCCCACCUGUGGGAUCCUUCCCGUCGGAUAUGGGUCCGUCAUGACCACCUCAGGUUUAGUAUGGGACUUGCAGAGACAGGAGAGCAAGUUCGGCGGACUAGUUAGUACGAGCAAUCGUUUGGAAAGUGAGGUGAUUCACUUGCACCUUGAGGGUGCGCCGGCGGUGUUUACACUGGAGCUUAGGAAGCAGGCUCCUGGAAUUGUUUAGCAUUUGCCCUCCUUCUUCUCGUACUAUUCGGCCUGGCUUUGUUG